AUGGACCGCCCAGAAGAAGAUGUUGAAAAAAAGGCCGGCGAGGACAGCACCUCCUUCAAAGAUGGUGACCAACAACGGCUUUCAUGGGACGACCCUCGCGAAUCAAGAAAUCCCAAGAACUGGAGCUUUCCGUCAAAGCUCUUUCACACGGCGAUUCCAUGCUUCUUAGCAUUUGAGAUCACAUUCGCAACCUCAAUAACAGUCCCCGCGACAAGUCUCAUAAUGCAAGAGUUCUCCGUCUCACGCACGAAGUCUAUCCUCCCUUUGACGCUCUACACACUCGGCCUCGCCAUCGGCCCCCUCUUCAUCGCACCGUUUUCCGAAGUCAUUGGUCGCAAGUGGAUUUACGCUGGGUCCUGCACAUUUCUCCUCGCGUUCCUCGGGGGUGCGUCGGCGGUAACUACCUUCUCUGGUCUCCUCGCCUGUCGCUUCAUAGCCGGGACACUGGGAUCAGCCGGUAUCGCUGUCGGUGCCGGAACCAUUGCAGACGUUUGGGAACUCGGCAAAGGGGGUGGCGCAUCACUGUUGUAUAUUCUUGGCCCGUUUCUGGGGCCAACAUUGGGGCCCUUGGCUGGUGCUUACACCUUAAACGACAGAGAUAACAACUGGAGAUGGACACAAUAUGUUCUCCUCAUGGUUGGCGCGCCGAUCUGGGUUGGCGCCAUGUUGAUGAAGGAGACAUCAAAAGCCUGGAUUCUGCGCAAAGAGUCGGGAGAAGAACCCAUCACUCUCGUACGACUUGGCAGCAUUGUGCGGACCGCGGUAAUGAGACCGACGAAGAUGCUGCUGACUGAGGUCAUUGUUUCGUCGCUUGCCAUCUACACAGCUUUCGCCUAUGCCAUGAUCUUCAGCUAUUUCGGCAGCUGUUCCUAUGUCCUCCAGAAGUACUACGGAUUUAAUCUGAGGGAAGUUGGAUUGAGCUUCUUCAGUAUCAUUAUUGGAUAUUUCCUCGCUACAUUCGUCUUUGCGUUUCUCGAUGCGAAGUUCAGAGUACCCGCCAUUCAGGCUGGCAAAGGAUAUCCAGAGCAGCGGCUGUAUGCAGCGCUUGUUGGUAGCGUCGCUCUCCCUGUGGGAUUGUUCUGGUAUGCCUGGGAAGCACACCGUGGAGCCCUUGCCGCAAAUGGCAUUCUUCGAUACACCUUGGGAGCCGUCUUUCCCCUGUUCACCAUUCAGAUGUAUGAGAAAUUGGGAGUGCACUGGGCUGGCAGCGUAUUUGCAUUCCUCUCACUGCCCCUGAUACCCAUCCCCUGGCUUCUUUUCAAGUACGGCGGGAAAUUGAGACAAAGAAGCAAGUUUGUGACUGCUUAA
Molecule: messenger RNA, 1308 nt
Organism: Colletotrichum godetiae
Lineage: Eukaryota; Fungi; Ascomycota; Sordariomycetes; Glomerellales; Glomerellaceae
Product: major facilitator superfamily domain-containing protein
Exons: 3
Coding region: 1-1308 (435 amino acids)
Biological process (GO): transmembrane transport
Cellular component (GO): plasma membrane
Molecular function (GO): transmembrane transporter activity
Source: RefSeq, a predicted model, not a curated record